CCAAUUCACCCCCAUUUUCCGCCCGCCCUCACUCUCCUCUUCUCUAACUCUCUAGUCCCUGCCAGUAGCUCCACUCCAUAGACGCAGGCGGCGCUGAAACCCUCUCAGCCACCCCUGCUGUCAGCGCUUAGCCGACGGGGGCAGCUCGCAGCUUGAGCCGAGAGAGAGAGAGUGAGAAAUAUGUUUAGCAAUAUGUGCGGUCGCAAGCUGGCUCGCCGCUUCAAAUCAGCGCUGAUUGUCGCGCUGACAGUUCUCCUGGUUCAGACGCUGAUCGUGUGGAACUUUAGUACCCUGGAUACCGGGGAAGAAGCGGGCGAAGGGGCCAAUAGUAGGCGGGAGAAGAGGGACCAAGUCGGGGGCAUCAACAAAGCCUACAGCCAGUACCCCCGGAGCGGGCUGCCAAAGAGGCAUCACCAACCUCCGCUUGGGAAAACGGCUGUCCGACACAAGCAACAACCGGAGGGCUACCACUCCUGGCGUCCCAAGGAGAAAGUCCUCCUGGAUAGUAACAACAAUGAGAACUCGGUCCCCAAAGACUUUGACACUGUUGUUGACAGCAACAGCAACCUCGGGGCGCGGUCACUGUCUCAGCGCCAGCGAAUGGCAGGAAACGCCGCCAAACACAAACCGGACAAGGCCCUAAGGCAAGGCAUUCUGGGAAAGGCCUUGCCCAAUGAGGUCAACAAGAUUAUUCAGCAGUACCCUCUUCCUCCACAGCAGCCCAGAGGAGCAGGACUUAAAGAUAGCCACGCAUACAAACGACCCAAACCACACUCCCAGCUAGCCACUAAACCCGCUAGACCUUCCCCCUCUCCCUCCAUCAAAACAUCCAAUCAGCAUCAGCGACAUCACCAACCCAGGAAGUCGGUGACUGCGGCUCCUGUGCGGGGGCAGCGGAGGGAGAAGCACCAGUGUGAGAUCAGUGGGAAGGAGGCCAUCUCGGCUCUGUCAAGAGCCAAGACCAAGGAGUGUCGUCAGCAGAUAGCUGAGGUGUACUGCAGACACAAGGAGAGGACACUGAUGCCGGAGACCGUCCCUCGAUACUGCACCAUAGAAGGUAAGGCCAAUGUGAAUGUACAGUGGGAUGAUGGCUCAGAGCAGACUGCCCCUGCUGUGCCUGUUCGCGUCGUCUUCGUCUUGGUGGUCCAUGGCAGAGCGUCUCGGCAGUUCCAACGCCUGUUCAAGGCCAUCUACCACACCUCACACUACUACUAUAUACAUGUAGACCAGCGUUCCAACUACCUCCACAGACAGGUGGGGGCUCUAGCGAGCCAGUAUUCCAACGUCCGUGUUACUUCCUGGAGGAUGUCCACCAUUUGGGGCGGGGCGAGCUUGCUCACCAUGUACCUGCGUAGCAUGGACGACCUUCUCAAGAUGGCCGACUGGAAUUGGGACUUCUUCAUCAACCUCAGUGCAGCCGACUACCCUAUCAGGACCAAUGAACAGCUGGUGGGCUUCCUGACAAAGUACCGGGACAUGAAUUUCAUCAAAUCCCACGGCAGAGACAACACACGGUUCAUCCGUAAGCAGGGUCUGGACCGGCUCUUCUUCGAGUGUGACACACACAUGUGGCGCCUAGGCGACCGCAAGAUCCCAGAAGGCAUUGCGGUGGACGGAGGUUCCGAUUGGUUCCUUCUGAACCGCAUGUUUGUGGAUUACGUCAUCAACUCUGAAGAUGAGCUGGUCGUCAGCAUGAAGCGCUUCUACGCAUACACACUGCUGCCUGCCGAGUCGUUCUUCCACACAGUACUAGAGAACAGUGCUCACUGUGAGAGUAUGGUGGACAACAACCUGCGUAUCACCAACUGGAACAGGAAGCUGGGCUGUAAGUGCCAGUACAAACAUAUCGUAGACUGGUGCGGCUGCUCCCCCAAUGACUUCAAACCUCCUGACCUGCCACGCUUUCAGCAAACGUCCAGGCCUACGUUUUUCGCCCGUAAAUUUGAGGCUACUGUGAACCAGGAGAUUGUUACCCAGCUGGACAGCUUCCUGUUUGGCCCUUAUCCACAGGAGACCCCAGGGCUCCAGUCGUACUGGGAGAAUGUGUACGAUGAGACGGACAGCGUAGCCAGCCUAUCAGACAGCCAGCUCACUCACUACCACGCCUUCACACGCAUGGGCCUAUCACGGGCCGCCACGUCACUGCAGGGCCACCCUGACAACAACAGCUGCAGGUAUAUCUCCAGGGGACACCCGGUGUCUGUCCAUUUGUACUUCCUGUCAGACGUGUUCCAAGGCUACCUGGUUCGUCAAAAUGCUAGUAACCUAGCAACCAGCCAGCUAGAGACCCUAGAGACUUGGGUCUCCCAUAGCAACCACUUCACCCUGGCCCCGACCACCAACACACUCAACAGACUACAGUUUGCAGAGGUGGGUUCAGACUGGGACGCCAAAGAGAGAAUCUUCAGGAACUUCGGAAGCCUCCUGGGCCCCACGGAGGAGCCGGUUGCCAUGCAACGCUGGGGCCGGGGACAGAACGUCACGGUAACCGUCGUCUGGGUGGACCCCACCAACGUCAUAGCCGCCACGUACGACAUCCUGGUGGACGGCGGGACAGAGUACACACACUACCGGCCCCCGUUAACCGUGCCAUUACGACCCGGCGUGUGGACGCUGCGUGUGUUGCAUCACUGGAACCUGCUGGCCUCCACCAGCUUUGUGGUUUCACCUCUGGAGUACCACGACCAGCAGCCUAUACGCCAGGAAGACACAGUGAAGCUCCACAGCGGCCCGGUCCGUAACUCCUACAUGGAGCAGAGUUUCCACGGCCUCAACCCCAUCCUCAACCUCCCUGUGCACCUGGGACAGGUGGAGGAGGCGGAGUUUAAAGCAUCACUGACAGGGGCGGAGCUCCAGAGCUGGGUGGACCAUCUCCUGGCAGGGGUGUGGUCUGCAGCGGACGUGUGUUCUCAGGGUCCUAGCUCCUGUCCCGUUAUGCAGCGGUGUCGGGAGACGGGAUGGAGCGCGCUCAGUCCCGACCCAAAGUCUGAUCUGGGCCCCCCCAGAGGGAACGGACGGAUUAGGUAGCACCGUCGCCACGGCUACUGCUACAGCCAACCAAUGGCUUGGAGGAUGAACUGACGGGAAACGUUUUUGUGUGUUGUGCACCACGGCUAUCGUGAGAUGGUCUGCUGCGUCCUAAAUUGCUCAUCCAUUUCCUAUAUACUGAGUGGACAAAACAUUAAGAACACCUGUUGUAUCCAUGACUGACCAGGUGAAAGAUAUGAUCCCUUAUUGAUGUCACUUGUUAAAUCCACUUCAAUCAGUGUAGAUGAUGAAGGGGAGAAGACAUGUUAAAGAAGGAUGUUUAAGCCUUAAGACAAUAGAGACAUGGAUUGUGUAUGUGUGUCAUUCAGAGGGUGAAUGGUAGUAGGUGCCAGACACACCGGUUUAUGUAAAGAACUGCAACAUUGCUGGGUUUUUCAACACUCAACAGUUUCUGUGUGUAUCAAGAAUGGUCCUCCACCCAAAGGACAUCCAGCCAACUGGACACCACUGUGGGAAGCAUUGGAGUCAACAUGGGCCAAUAUCCCUGUGGAACGCUUUCAACACCUUGUAGAGUCAACACCCUGACGAAUUGAGGCUGUUCUGAGGGCAAUAUUAGGAAGGUGUUCUUCAUGUUUUGUACGCUCAGUGUACAGUGCACUACCAUAGGGCUCUGAUCAGAAGUAGUGCACUAUAUAGGGAACAGGGCUCUAUAGGGCUCUGAUCAGAAGUAGUGCACUAUAUAGGGAACAGGGCUCUAUAGGGCUCUGAUCAGAAGUAGUGCACUAUAUAGGGAACAGGGCUCUAUAGGGCUCUGAUCAGAAGUAGUGCACUAUAUAGGGAACAGGGCUCUAUAGGGCUCUGAUCAGAAGUAGUGCACUAUAUAGGGAACAGGGCUCUAUAGGGCUCUGAUCAGAAGUAGUGCACUAUAUAGGGAACAGGGCUCUAUAGGGCUCUGAUCAGAAGUAGUGCACUAUAUAGGGAACGGGGCUCUAUAGGGCUCUGAUCAGAAGUAGUGCACUAUAUAGGGAACAGGGCUCUAUAGGGCUCUGAUCAGAAGUAGUGCACUAUAUAGGGAACAAGGUGCCAUUUGGGACACAGAGGUGGGAGAAGAUUGAAUGCAUUGGAUUACUGUACGAACGUCGUCAACACCAAACAUGGCGUAACUCAGGAGCCGGGUAGUAAAGAAGAUUAGAAGAAAAGCCGUAGACUGAAACCAAGAAGAAAUGAGAUAAGGAGCAGAGUCAUCCUCUUCAGCAUCAGGUGGCGCCACCUGCUGACUGGGAGGCUAAACUGACUCUAGGAUUAGUUUAAUUUUAUUUAUUUAUUGAUUGUUGCGGGUCCCAAAAUGGCACCCUUUUCCCUAUGUAGUGCACUACUUUAGACCAGA
Molecule: messenger RNA, 4375 nt
Organism: Salvelinus fontinalis (brook trout)
Lineage: Eukaryota; Metazoa; Chordata; Actinopteri; Salmoniformes; Salmonidae
Product: xylosyltransferase 1-like
Exons: 12
Coding region: 181-3027 (948 amino acids)
Biological process (GO): chondroitin sulfate proteoglycan biosynthetic process; heparan sulfate proteoglycan biosynthetic process
Cellular component (GO): membrane
Molecular function (GO): protein xylosyltransferase activity
Source: RefSeq, a predicted model, not a curated record